Molecule: messenger RNA, 2103 nt
Organism: Gigantopelta aegis
Lineage: Eukaryota; Metazoa; Mollusca; Gastropoda; Neomphalida; Peltospiridae
Product: mucin-2-like
Exons: 3
Coding region: 1-2103 (700 amino acids)
Source: RefSeq, a predicted model, not a curated record
AUGCAGGCUACGGUGUUGGAAGACCUGCUCAAUAUACCUGAAAAUAUUACAGUUUUAUCAACACGAAAGGAAUAUGUAGCAGGAGAGCACAGUGCUCCUUUCGACACAUCUGUCAGCGGUGCCAAGGAUCUCAUAGCAGACGGUGUUGUCCUCUCAAACAGUCAGCAACAGUCUCCGGAAAUGAGAAAUCUGGAUACCACUACUAGAAACGAUCAGGACCUAAUAACUCCAGUGGAUCCUAAAAUAUUAAAGUUUUGGCUACAUGGAUACGUGACAGAAGAUAAAACAUUUUUAUUACAAGGAUUUACAUUUGGUUUUAAAAUUCCUUUCCAGGUGGCCCUCUGUACGUCUCAGUCAACCUCCCCACCCCCGGCUGUAAUAGCUGCACACACGCCUGCAGUGGCCCUCUGUACGUCUCAGUCAACCUCCCCACCCCCGGCUGUAAUAGCUGCACACACGCCUGCAGUGGCCCUCUGUACGUCUCAGUCAACCUCCCCACCCCCGGCUGUAAUAGCUGCACACACGCCUGCAGUGGCCCUCUGUACGUCUCAGUCAACCUCCCCACCCCCGGCUAUAAUAGCUGCACACACGCCUGCAGUGGCCCUCUGUACGUCUCAGUCAACCUCCCCACCCCCGGCUAUAAUAGCUGCACACACGCCUGCAGUGGCCCUCUGUACGUCUCAGUCAACCUCCCCACCCCCGGCUUUAAUAGCUGCACACUCGCCUGCAGUGGCCCUCUGUACGUCUCAGUCAACCUCCCCACCCCCGACUAUAAUAGCUGCACACACGCCUGCACUGGCGCUCUGUACGUCUCAGUCAACCUCCCCACCUCCGGCUAUGAUAGCUGCACACACGCCUGCAGUGGCCCUCUGUACGUCUCAGUCAACCUCCCCACCCCCGGCUAUAAUAGCUGCACACACGCCUGCAGUGGCCCUCUGUACCUCUCAGUCAACCUCCCCAGCCCCGACUAUAAUAGCUGCACACACGCCUGCAGUGGCCCUCUGUACGUCUCAGUCAACCUCCCCACCCCUGGCUAUAAUAGCUGCACACACGCCUGCAGUGGCCCUCUGUACGUCUCAGUCAACCUCCCCACCCCCGGCUAUAAUAGCUGCACACACGCCUGCAGUGGCCCUCUGUACGUCUCAGUCAAGCUCCCCACCCCCGGCUUUCAUAGCUGCACACUCGCCUGCAGUGGCCCUCUGUACGUCUCAGUCAACCUCCCCACCUCCGGCUAUGAAAGCUGCACACACGCCUGCAGUGGCCCUCUGUACGUCUCAGUCAACCUCCCCACCCCCGGCUAUAAUAGCUGCACACACGCCUGCAGUGGCCCUCUGUACGUCUCAGUCAACCUCCCCACCCCCGGCUAUAAUAGCUGCACACACGCCUGCAUUGGCCCUCUGUACGUCUCAGUCAACCUCCCCACCCCCGGCUAUAAUAGCUGCACACACGCCUGCAGUGGCCCUCUGUACGUCUCAGUCAACCUCCCCAGCCCCGGCUAUAAUAGCUACACACACGCCUGCAGUGACCCUCUGUACGUCUCAGUCAACCUCCCCACCCCCGGCUAUAAUAGCUGCACACACGCCUGCAGUGGCCCUCUGUACGUCUCAGUCAACCUCCCCACCCCCGGCUAUAGUAGCUGCACACUCGCCUGCAGUGGCCCUCUGUACGUCUCAGUCAACCUCCCCACCUCCGGCUAUAAUAGCUGCACACACGCCUGCAGUGGCCCUCUGUACGUCUCAGUCCACCUCCCCAUCCCCAGCUAUAAUAGCUGCACACACGCCUGCAGUGGCCCUCUGUACGUCUCAGUCAACCUCCCCACCCCCGGCUAUAAUAGCUGCACACACGCCUGCAGUGGCCCUCUGUACGUCUCAGUCAACCUCCCCACCCCCGGCUAUAAUAGCUGCACACACGCCUGCAGUGGCCCUCUGUACGUCUCAGUCAACCUCCCCACCCCCGGCUAUAAUAGCUGCACACACGCCUGCAGUGGCCCUGUGUACGUCUCAGUCAACCUCCCCACCCCCGGCUAUAAUAGCUGCACACACGCCUGCAGUGGCCUGUGUACGGUGGCUCCGUGAAAAAAAGACAUACAAAGGAAAACAAUAA